Cricetulus griseus (Chinese hamster) is the source of this 702-nucleotide messenger RNA. The record is from RefSeq and is a predicted model, not a curated record. NCBI's taxonomy places the organism in Eukaryota, Metazoa, Chordata, Mammalia, Rodentia, Cricetidae.
AUGGCUUCAGAAAUCACGUAUGCAGAAGUGAAGUUCAAGAAUGAAUCCAACUCCCCAGGCACCGACUCAAAUUCUGCUGCAGCUCCCAAAGUGAAGCCCGCCCCUCAUCUAAGCAAGCCUGGUGGCCCCUCGCUGCUUUUUACAUCUUUGAUGGCACUUUUCCUGCUGUUGGCUAUCUCAUUCUUAGUUGCUUUCAUCUUUUAUUUUCAAAAGUCCUCUCAACUUCUUGAAGAAAAAAAUGCUGCAAGAAGUGUCACUUUCACAGAGUUGAACUGCAAAAAAAACCAUUCUCACAAAGACAAAGUCUGGAGCUGUUGCCCAAAGGACUGGAAGGCAUUUAGUUCUCACUGCUACUUCAUUUCCAAUGACUUGGCAAAUUGGAACCAGAGUGAGGAGAAGUGUUCCAGUAUGGGCGCUCAUCUGAUGGUGGUCCACAGCAAGGAAGAGCAGGAUUUCAUCACCAAGAUCCUGAGUAAUCGUGAUGCUUAUUUUAUCGGUCUUUUGGAUCCAGGCCAUCGACAGUGGCGAUGGGUUGACCAGACACCAUACAAUGAAAGUGCCACGUUCUGGCACCGAGAUGAGCCCAACAAUGACAAAGAACAAUGUGUUAUAUUCAAUCGACUUUCUGGUUGGGGCUGGAAUGACAUACCUUGCAGUGAUACACAGAAGUCAGUUUGCCAGAUGAAGAAAAUAUACUUAUGA